Trichogramma pretiosum is the source of this 1405-nucleotide messenger RNA. RefSeq names its product venom acid phosphatase Acph-1-like. NCBI's taxonomy places the organism in Eukaryota, Metazoa, Arthropoda, Insecta, Hymenoptera, Trichogrammatidae. Gene Ontology annotation, biological process: dephosphorylation. Gene Ontology annotation, molecular function: phosphatase activity. The transcript is spliced from 5 exons. Bases 51 to 1214 code for a protein of 387 amino acids. The record is from RefSeq and is a predicted model, not a curated record.
AAAGAACGAAAAAAAAGUUUGAAAAAAAUACCAGUAGAUUACAAUUCACAAUGAUCGCGUACGCGAGCCUGAUACCAUGUCUUCUUCUGUUUAUCGUUUGCCGGGGCGAAAAGGCGACGAGGCUGGAACUGCUGCAAGUGCUUUUUCAAAACGGCGAUCGUACGCCGACGAUCGAGGAACGCUACCCGACCGAUCCUUACGACGACGACUACUGGCAGCACAUGGGCUACGGCGUAUUGACGUACCACGGAAAGAAACGAGCUUACGAACUCGGCCGAGUGCUGCGACGAGAGUACGACGACUUUCUCGGCGAGUACAGCGAGGAAAAGGUCUAUCCGUACAGUGCCGAUUUUUCAAGCUCGAAGCAGACCCUGGCCUGGGUUCUGACCGGUGUCUAUCCGCCUGGCGAGGAAGCGCAAGAGGAGUGGAGCGACCCGAUGCCCCUGAGAUCCUUCACGAUGCCGCACCAGCCCGACCGCCGCAACUGCUUCAAACCCCCGCGAUUGCAUUGCCGCAAGUACCAAAAGUUGCUCGAGCACGCCCGAAGAUCGGCCGAGAUGUGGCGAGAGCUGAUCAAAUACGAAAACUUCACCGCGUGCGUGCGCAGCGAAACUCAAGUUUCUUACGCGUUGCCCGACAAUCCGAGCGUCGCAGCCACCCACUUGCUCGACAACUUGCGAGCGGUCUCGAGCAUGGGUUUGGAGCGGCCCGGCUGGUGCGCCACGAGCGACUGCACCGACAAUCUCUACAGCCUCGCGAGUCUGGACUACGACGCGCAGGUGCAGAGCGCCGAGAUGCGCCGUCUAUUCGUGGGCACGACGCUCCAGGUGCUGCUGCACAACAUCGAGCAAGGAGGUGACAAGAGGAUCUACCUGUUCAGCGCCCUGGCCUGCAAUCUGGCGGCGGUGGCGAGGGUCCUCGGCAUGCUCGACGACGUGCCGGCCGUGCCCAGCUACGCGGACGCCCUGAUACUCGAGAAGCUGCGCGACGAGACGGACGCGGAGCAGGUGUACGUGCGAGCGAGGUACUACGAGGCCGCCACGGCCAGCCUGCUGCCGGUCAAGAUGACCUACAACAGCAAGAUCGGCAAGCUGAUCAAGUGCCUCAAGUGCACCAAGUACUGCAAGCACAAGUGCCCGCUCGAGACUUUCAGGAGGAUCGUCAAACCGACUCGUCCUACGGGCGAGGAUUACGAUUGUGCCAUAGCAAUUUGAUGUAACGCUCGCUGCAAUAAAACGACAUUUCUUUCCUCGUUCGUUUCGUAGUUGCGCAGUUUUUUUUACGAUAGUCGUUGUACUUUCGCGGUCACGACUAUUUCGAUCAAAAAAAAUGAGCCAUACUUGCAGCAUAAUGUCUUCCAAGUAGUGUAACUGGCAAACGAGCAUUUUUCAUGAAUAAAUGUGAA